AUGCCCCUCGAUGGACAUGCAUAUCUAGUAUCGCAAGGCUGGUCCGGGAAGGGGACUGGUCUGCGGCACGGAGCGAUCACUCGCCCCGUUACCGUUUCGCAGAAGAGGACGCUCGCAGGCGUUGGCAAGGAUCGCGACGAGGCGUUCCCCUUCUGGGACCAUGUCUUCCAAGCAGCUGCUGUGAACAUACAGGUCAAGCUGCACAAAGACGACGAUGACUCCGAUAGUGAGGUUGCCUCUGAACCCACUGUUGAGCUGCAGCGCACGAGCACUGGCAUCAUAUCCCAUCGCAGACCAAAGACGGGCACUCCCGCCCUCUCCGGGACAAACACCCCGACCACCCAGGCUAGCAGCAGCGGCAGCAGCACACCACGUCUGAGCGUGAUGGCCCUCGCCAAGCAAGAAGCCGCAAGGCGCAUGCUUUAUGCCAGCUUCUUCCGAGGUCCUACUAUUGGGCCCGACAUCGACGAAUCUAAACUUCAAAAUAUCGUUCUGGAAACAUCAGAAACUGCGCAGGUAGUGGAGAUCACCAGUACAUCGAUGAUGGUAGAGAAGAAGUCAAAGAAGAGGAAAACGGGUGAGAGUGCUGCACGGUCUAACAAGAAGGAGGAGAAGAGCAGGAAGAGAUGCGAGGAAGAUGACGGAGACGAGGAGAAACAGGCAAGAAAGAGGCGGAAACGAGAGUCGAAGAAGCAGCGCGGUGACGAGGAGGCAGAAGAGGCGGAGCUUGUGGUCCCGGAUCAAGAAGGCAAACUGCUCCUCGAGAAGGCCGAGAGCAAGAAGCGGAAGGAGGAGGGACGAGAAAAGAGGGAGGAACAGCGCAGAUUGAAGGGCGAAGCUAAAAAGGCGGACGCAAAUGACGUAGACAGGAAGAAGCGGAAGGAAGAGAAGAAGGAGGAACGGCGCAGAGUCAAAAGCAAGGCAAAGGAAGAAAGGCAAGCCGCACAUGAGGUGGAAGAGGGAACCGCGGAAGACAGCGAACAGUCGUGUCGAGAAGCAGUCAUAAUCCCUCCCAAGCUCGCGACGGGCGAUAUACAAGUCAAGCGGAAGAAAAAGGAAGCGUCGAGGGAUGAUGGUAAGUCCGAGAAAAAGGCGAAGAAACGGAAGGAUGCCAGUUCAUGA
Messenger RNA from Laetiporus sulphureus 93-53, 1122 nucleotides. RefSeq lists its product as uncharacterized. The coding region runs from base 1 to 1122 and encodes 373 amino acids. The transcript has 3 exons. The record is from RefSeq and is a predicted model, not a curated record. Lineage: Eukaryota; Fungi; Basidiomycota; Agaricomycetes; Polyporales; Laetiporaceae.